AUGGCUUACCAGUUUCCAAAACGCAUUCUUGAAGAAGGAGCUGAGACCCAGAUUGAUAAGAUUAACAAUACGUGUAGGCGUAGGACGUUGGAUAUGGUGAGAAGUGUUCUCAAGGAUGAAUAUGAGGAAGUUUUGCAAGACCCGGUCUUUGGUCCGAUUCUGGCAAUCCUAGAGACCAAGCUCCUGUACCCAGGGAAGAUUAUUCACAGCUUCAUAUGCAAGCAGGUCAAGGUUUCCAAGCUUCACGAGCUGUGGUUUGUAUUUGCAAGGAGGCCUCUUAGGUUUUCACAGCAAGAAUUUUAUGCUGUGACUGGAAUCAAGUUCAGGGAUGAACCUGACAUAGACUUUGAAGAUUGGGAGGAUGAUAAGGGGUUUUGGAGCAGGGUGUUGAAGCAGAACAGGAAGAUCAGCUUAUUGAGUAUAAGGACUGAGCAACUUGAAGUCUGUAACAAGUGGACGUAUGUGGACAUGGUGAGGCUAGUGUAUCUCUGUAUUAUCCAAGGACACCUCAUAGCUAAGGAUGAUAGAGUUUCUAUCCCUCUAGAAUACAUCCGCUUGGUGAUGGAUUUUGGUAAGAUGAGGAUGUUUCCUUGGGGUCUUCACGCGUAUGAUGAACUAAUUGAUUCAAUACGCAAAGCAACCAAAGAUCUACAUCUGAAGAACAGUUACGUGUUGGAUGGAUUCUCCAUUGCGUUUCAGAUAUGGGUUAUGGAGGCAAUCCCCGACAUUGGUACUAUGGUGGGUCAAAAGUUCAACAAAAACAUUACCAAAGUGAGAUGUAGGAAUUGGAAAGGAAGUGAGAAAGUGUCUUACGAAGAUAUCAGUAGCCUGGCGUCGCACUUCGAUAAGGGAGAGUUGUUCCCUUUUAUAUCUGCUUCUGGGAACUCGGAUGUGAUUGAUAGUGAUCAGUUCUUCAGGGAAGAUGAGAAGAAUGACGAAAGAGUUGGACGUAUUGUUGCUCUGAUCAAUACCAAACAUGAUUGGUCAGAAUUCGAAUGGGAAGUUCACGCUUUGCCUCGAAAUGUGGAGCUGUCUGAUUCAGAAGAGGGUGUUGAUGUCGGAGAUGUCACAGAAACCCAUGUGGAGGAACCAUCACGUGUAGAGGAACCGGCUGUUGUUGCAAGAAGGGGCAAGCGUAAGAUAAAUGAUCAUGGUGCCGAAGCCCGAAAGAAACAAUUGCUUUGUCAACGGGCGGCUGAACAUAACAGUGGUAUCUCCGGUCAGAUGAAGACUUUCAUUGAAGGAUUAUUCACCUCUUUAAAGGAGGUGGUGCAGAAAGACAUCCAAGAGCGUUUUGACAAGGUCGACAAAGAGAUGGCUCAACUCAAGGAAGUGGUGUCUAAGAUUCCGGGUCCGUCAGAUACAAUGGGAAAAGAAAGAGUCUCUGAGAUUCUGUGUCCUUCAGCAAGAAUGGAGAAAGACCAAUGGCGAGAAACAUCACAGAGUCUGUCUCCUUCAGCAGCAAAGGAAAAAGGCAAAGCCAAGGCAGCUGAGACUGGGGUUCCUCCUACGGUUCGUCGUAGCCCUCGGCCAAGAAAGGAUAUUGAAACUGAUGAUAUGUUGGAUUUUUUGAAAAAUUUGUCACAAUCAUCGAAAAAUAAAGAUAUGGAGACCCAAGAGCAUGUACAAGAAGCCGUGGGGAACCUUUCUCAAGCAUCACAUGUUAGAGGUUUCGAUCCCUCACAAAAAAGCUCGCCUGAAGAAGCAGUAGAAAUUAGUACUCCUUUAUCAUCAUUUAAGCCUGCGGAUUACAAAACACUCAGUCUCAAAGAUAACUUACCUGAGGACCGGAGAAAGAAAGAACAACAUCUUUUUAAAUGGGUCGAUGAGGCUUUGUUUGACGAGAUUCAAAGGAUGGAUGAACAAUACUCGAGAAUGGCCAAAGAAAUUGAGGAUCUGAGAAGUUCAUUGAACAAGACAGUGCUGGAAGAAGUUAUGAAGCAAAAGAAUUUGGCAGAUGUAGGUUGUUUAGGAUCCAUGCUUAGUAUUUUAUGUCUGUGUUCGAAACGUGAUUAA
Molecule: messenger RNA, 2016 nt
Organism: Brassica oleracea var. oleracea
Lineage: Eukaryota; Viridiplantae; Streptophyta; Magnoliopsida; Brassicales; Brassicaceae
Exons: 4
Coding region: 1-2016 (671 amino acids)
Source: RefSeq, a predicted model, not a curated record